Tyto alba (common barn owl) is the source of this 5592-nucleotide messenger RNA. RefSeq names its product ankyrin repeat and SOCS box containing 2 (gene ASB2). NCBI's taxonomy places the organism in Eukaryota, Metazoa, Chordata, Aves, Strigiformes, Tytonidae. The record is from RefSeq and is a predicted model, not a curated record. Gene Ontology annotation, molecular function: protein binding. The transcript is spliced from 9 exons. Gene Ontology annotation, biological process: intracellular signal transduction. The coding region runs from base 29 to 1972 and encodes 647 amino acids.
AAAAAAAAAAAAUAAAAAAAAUAAAAAAAUGGCUACAACGGCAGCAAAUAGCCAAAGACAAACGAUAGGUUGCGAGGAAUACAGUCUGUACAGUAGCUUGAGCGAAGAGGAGCUUGUAAAGAUGGCCAUCCAGCAGAGCCUGGAAGAGGAGCCCGCGGGUCAGCCAGCUGCCCAGAGCCACCAGAAGUCGCUGGUGGUGGGUCCCGGCGAGGCGGCCACCCCCAGCCCCGCCGGCAGCCACAACCCACCCUACCACAUCUACCCCUGGCAACGAUUGGCGGCCCAGCCGAGAGGCCGUGCUCAGCCGUCCAGCUCGGGGGCAGCCUGGGGGGUCAGGCGAAGGUACGACGGCAGCCUGUUCAGCACGUCCCAGCCCGUAGAACUUGACCCUGUAGUGGCAGCAAUCAAGGAUGGAGAUGAAAAAGCAGUAUGCAACAUGAUGAAAUCAGGAAAAGAUCUUUCUGAACCUAAUAAGGAUGGCUGGAUACCCCUCCAUGAAGCUGCGUACUACGGCCAAGUGGGUUGCCUGAGCCUGUUGCAGAAAGCGUACCCUGGCACAAUCGACCAGCGCACCCUCAACGAGGAGACGGCUCUCUACCUGGCCACCAGCCGGGGCAACCUGGACUGCCUGCUCACCCUGCUGCAGGCUGGGGCCGAGCCUGACAUCUCCAACAAGGCCAGAGAAACCCCGCUCUACAAAGCUUGUGAGCGCAAGAAUGCAGAGGCCGCAAGGCUCCUGGUGCAGUACAAUGCUGAUACCAACCACCGUUGCAAUCGAGGAUGGACAGCUCUCCAUGAGGCUGUCUCCCGAAAUGACCUGGAGAUUAUUGAUAUCCUUGUGAAAGGGGGUGCCAAGAUUGAGUCUGCAAAUGCCUAUGGGAUCACUUCUUUAUUUGUGGCAGCUGAGAGUGGGCAGUUGGAAGCUCUGAGAUACCUCGCAAAGUGUGGUGCUGAUAUAAAUACUCAAGCCAGUGAUAAUGCUUCUGCUCUUUAUGAAGCCUGUAAGAAUGGACACAUACAUAUUGUGGAGUUUCUUUUGUCCCAGGGAGCAGAUGCUAAUAAAGCCAAUAAGGAUGGCCUGUUACCUCUUCACAUAGCAGCCAAAAAAGGGAUUUGCGAGAUUGUCUCCAUGCUGAUCCCUGUGACCAGCCGCACCCGUGUCAAGCGUAGUGGCAUCAGCCCCUUGCACCUGGCAGCUGAACGCAACAACGAUGACAUCUUGGAAGAGCUGAUUGAUGCUGGCUAUGAUGUCAACACUACCCUCUCCGAUGAACGAUCCUGCCUGUAUGAGGACAGACGCACCACCCCCUUAUAUUUUGCUGUUUUUAACAACAACAUCUAUGCCACAGAGCUCCUGCUGCAAGCCGGAGCCAACCCCAAUGUCGAUCUCAUCAACCCAUUACUCAUCUCCAUCCGCCAUGGCUGUCUGAAGACCAUGAAACUGCUCCUUGACCACGGAGCAAACAUUGAUGCCUACAUAUCAAGCCAUCCCACCGCGUUUCCGGCUACCAUCAUGUUUUCGAUGAAGUACCUUUCCGUGCUGAAGUACCUCCUGGAUCUGGGCUGUGAUGCAGGUUCCUGUUUCGAGUGCCAGUACGGAAAUGGCCCACACCCUGUAUUAAAUUACAGACGGGACAGACUUAAUGAUCCUCAGCAGUCCAAGGAGCCAACUGUAGUACAGUUUUGUGAAAUGAUAUCUACUCCCGAGAUGAGUCGCUGGGCUGGGCCAAUCAUCGAUGUUCUCCUGGAUUAUGUGGGUAACGUGCAGCUCUGUUCCCGGCUCAAGGAACAUAUUGACAGCUAUGAGGAUUGGGCUGUCAUUAAAGAAAAAGCAGAGCCCCCACGACCUCUUUCCCAUCUUUGCCGCAUCAAGGUUCGAAGACUGGUUGGAAGAGACCGCAUUAAACUUCUCAACACCUUGCCUCUGCCCGACAGACUGAUUCGAUACUUACAGCAUGAUUACACACAGUGACCCCAGGCACACCAGACACGCAGCGGCUUCCCGGCACGGCACCCAGCAUCAUCAGCAUGGUGAGAGCACACGUUGUGCACAGCGGGGAGGAAUUGCUGCUGGCUUGGUCAAGCGCCCUCCAAUGACUAACCUAAGAGAAAUAUGCUUCUGAAGCAUGAGUGAGAAGAAAAUGGAGGAGACAGAGAGCUAAACGUAGGACUGUUGUUGGGUUUUCCGAGAGAAAACACAUACGAUUCACCUCAGAGCUUGGUUUGCAAAGAACGAGAGAUGAAAGCCAACACUGAAAAAUGAAUAGUGCUGAAGCAAGUAUCAGUGAGGAAUUCAAAGGUAUCCUGGGGUUGUGGUGGAGCUUAGCAUCCUUGCUGUGAUCUCAAUUCAGAAAUUGUCAAGACUCAACAUAUUUGGGAAAACAACCAUUUCCUUCAUUGACUGAGAUUUUUAUUUUAGCUUCUAUUCUACUGUUUGGAUUUCUGCUAAGUGUGCUUGUUGCUAAUUCUCUGAUACUUUGACACCAUCUUGCUAACACUUUUACUUUCAUUUUUUGGACCUUUCUUAUUGAGCACAGUAUUUGAUUUCUGAACAAUCAAAUCUCGGAACUUUUUAACAGACUAAAAUUCAGAAACACUGACUCCUUUAAAGGUCAAGGAAAGGUUUAUUUAAGGAGGUUGUAAUAAUUGUAUUUGCACAUAGUGAAUACACUUCAUUUCGUAUUACAUUUGCAAUGAGAAGUAUGGAAAAUUCUGCUUGAGCGAAUUUCCUAGACUGGGGAUUUGAAAGCUAAUCUGAGCUCUGUUUGUUUUUUUUUUUCUUUGUUUGUUUGUUUGUUUGUAUAAAUUAGAAGUAGCUGCACUGGAAACAGUAGCUUUACUCUGUCAUGAAGCUGGUGUCAGAACAGAACAAAGCCCUAGAGGAGCAGGAACAGAAAGUGAUGUGAAGGAGAGAGGUGAGGCACGUAAGGAGAGGCAGCACUGCUAAACCAAAUUUAUCUGUUCCUCCCCUAGAAGAUCUUGUCCCUACAAAACCCAGCCUCUCUUACUAUCUUGGAUCUCGGUGUCUAUAACGAUACCAUCCCUGGAAGAAAGGGAUAUUAUUUCAAAAUUAUGAAAGUCAGACUUUGAGAUUUGUGAAAACAAAUACCCAGAGUUAGGCUUCCAAAUCCUUAUUCAGGUGCCUAAACAAUGCCAAGUUACUUGCACCAGGUGUAGUUCCACUUAAGCCAAUGGUACGACAUUUGGUGUCAGAUAUUACUGAGGCAGAUUUAGGAUUUAGCCCUGGAUUUCCUGACUUUGGAAGUCUGAAGUAUUUAUUAGCUCCCUUUGACACUGAUGAAAGUUAAUAUCUCAGCUUCUUUGAAAAUUAGGUCACCUAUUUACAGCUCAGAUCCACAACUGAUUUAUGGCAACUUAACAAGUUACCAUCUAUCAGCUGAACUGCUAUAAUUGUCCGUGAAAUUCUUUUAUUGAAGUUUUUAACAAGUCACAUUCCCUCACAGCUGGGGAGGCUGAGGAGCCCAUGAACAGUUAUUGGCAGUGACUACAGCUCAGUUGACAGGUGUGAUUUGCUGAACUGAUUUGAUGAGUGUCUCAUUCCUGACUAGCCACCUAAGUAAGGAUGGAAGAGUCUACAUUUCCAACUACGUCUUCACAGAACUUAUGCUAGAAACGCACUCAUUCUUACCUUAGGUGACAAAGGAGCUGUGCACCAUGGCUUGUUUGAAUUACCCUCCAGAAACCUGACAGAUCUUGUUUUUGUUUCUUCACCUGUGUAACAUCCAUGGAAUCAGACAGAAAUGCAAGCAGCAGGGAAAAUCCGUUGCACUGGCUUUUAUUUGUGUGGAGUUUUAUGCCCUUAACACAGGACUAAAAGUGUGUUGCACACAUACAAGUCUGUCUAGGCACACAAGUUCAGGUUCUGCAAUGGUUUUGUGUGAAACGUGUUCAGCACUUGUGGGGCAGAAUGUGAGCAGAAGAAUUUGUUACAGCUUUAGACAUUCUGUCCAUAGCUGUCCCCUUCCCAAAUGCAAAAGAAGUUGAAAAAAACAACAGUUUCAAUUCACACUGAACAGUGAACUUCUUGCAAAGCUUUGGAAAGUCAUGUUAGAUUGCUCCACUGCUGAAAUUUCGCCUAGUGACUUCCAUUACUACCAGUUUAGGCUCUAGCCCCUUGUUUCCUGCAGUGUGAACAAGGACUUGGAAGAAUACUGGGUAGAGGGAAAGGGUUGGAGAAAAGGAAAUCUUUAGAUCAGUUUUGACAAUGAAGUCCUUGUAUUGGUAAGCAAUAGCUUGAGAGAUAGAAAAUCACCUAUGGAGUCUGUGCAUCUCUCAGUUUAAGGGGCUCAGCAGUGAAGUUCUGGGACCUUCUCAUAUUGAUAUAAAUCGCAGUAAAAUUCCUUGAAAUUAAAUGAGUGUAACAGGGCAUGGUCAUAGAGGGUGAUGGAUACAGACAUGGCUUGGUGGAGACCGUUUGCUUAAGUGCUUGUUUGGUGUGCAGUGACCGCCCUGGAGACCGCUGGCUGGUAGAAGGAUUCACAAUCACCAAGGGUAUGUUUAACUACAGGGGUGGGAUUUCUUUAAGCUAUCCCAAACUGUGAAUUUGCCCUGAGCCAGCUUUGUUACGUACACGAAAGUCUCACGAGUUGCAAUUUCUUGUUAUGUCCUUGGAGAAAUUGAAACUGGGUUUGAGUGGAGCAAAUACGGAAAGUCCAUUCCUUCUUUCAACGAAGAGACCUUCACCUCUAGUGGGAGACCCAUCUCCUGGUUGCUCUCAACCAUCUGUCCUGAGCAGGAGAGUCACUGAGCUAGAAAUCACUGGUCUGAGGGGAACGUACCACAACUGUGGGAAUGAUAAGGGCUCGCUGUGCGCAGAAACCGAGGAGAGAAGAGCCUCUUAGAGGGGAAAUCUAGUAAUUGCAAUGUUAUUAAGUCCUUUCUGCUUGAUUCUUACAACAAAUCUUCACACACUCAGUUUACAUUUAUUUGCACUGAAAUGGAGCCUGCUGCCUCUCCACUCCAGUCAUUGACACAGUAUUUUGUGCUCAAUACUGCAUUUGCAUAAAUUCAAUGUGCAUGUAAUGCAUCUAUCUAGAAGUUACUGUGAAAAGGCAAAUACCCCCAAACCCAAACAAACCAGGCUUUGUAAGCAGAUCAGUAGUUCUAGUGCAAGGUGAAGUGGCUUGUUUUUACCGAGUGUGAUACAUAGACUCCUUCAGAGAUGAUGACUUUAUGUGAAAUGUUCUAGGAAUAUUUCAUGACCAGGUUACUGUACAUUUUUUUUACUGCAACGUGCAAUUCACUUGAUGUUCUUGUGCACUUUUUUGAUUUUUUUAAUUUCAUUUUUAUUUCAUUUUGUAUGAAAGCUUUUUCACUUACCUCUCUCUUCCAAUUAUUUAUAAAAGCUAUUUUGGUUUUAACAGUUUAAAUUUGCAUUGUUGUAGUAAAUAGCAGCUCUCAAAUGUUAUGUUUCCAUCUUUCAAAAAAAGUCUGAAUAAACAAGUAGAUUCUGAAGGGAUAUCAGCUGUCCUGAAUAAUAACAUUGAACAACCAAACACAAAAAUAGCCAGGAAAAGUCUGAAUCAAUCCAAGCUUGAACAAUCAAUAAUGUUGAUGUUAAUCUCAGGGGUG